GAUAAAUGCUAUUUCUAGAAUUGGUAAUUCUUGGCUCCUAACUUAAUUUAAAUUAGAAACAAUUAAUUAUGAUUACUUUGUUAUGAAUGCCUUCAGGUGGUAUUCCUAUAAGACUGCAACUAUAGAAAUUCUUUAAAUGUGGUGUAUUAAUAUAAAAAGUAAAGUAAGUAUUGGAAAUAGUGGACUGAUUAGGAGGAUUAUUUGAACAUAUUUAGGGUGACUUUUAAUCAGAAUAAAAAAUACGAACAUUUAUUUGCCAAACUUAAUAACACAAAAAAUUUUUACUUCUACGAGGAUUUAAAUUAAUUAUACGAACCACCAUGAUCUCCAGCUACAGCAGAGGCUGAAGGAAGCUCUUUAAAAAGAGUUUUGGAAGAAUUAAACUUCCUGAGAUAUUGGCGACUCAACGAAGCAGCCAUCUUUUCAGAAAAUCCACUGCCUGGAGGAUUGUCAAUGAGCCAAGGAAAAAAAUAAUAGUCAGCUGUUUCGUGUCCUACUCUCUGAUUGGUUGUUGGUACGAAAUUAAACAGAGGGAGCCAGUGAAGUGUAACCGUAUAAUUCGCAUUACCUACCUUUGUUGUGAUUAUGAAGUUUUAUUUGAAUAUUAUUACCCUCAUCCCAUGAAUGUCUUAUUUUUUAUAUAUUUUUAGUAAAUAAUAAAAUGUUUGGUUUCUUAGAACUUGCUAUUGGUUUCUUUUUUAUUUAUUGCGCUAUCACGAGAUUGUUUCCUCAAUGUAUUAGAUGGAUUAUAAAAAGGUGCUAUCACAUAGAGGCUCGAAUCGGAAGAAUCGGAAUCCCUUACAUGACACUUCAUGAUGUACAAUUGUGUACUAAUGGUUAUACGAUCGAAAUAGAUCAGAUUGGGUUUAGAAGUAGUUUCUUGAGUAGUGAAGUUUCAAAAUUAGUCAAUGUGGUUAUUCAUGAUAUGAGGAUAAAUAAGGACAUGGUGAGUCACAGUAAAAACUCAGUUUGGAGACCUCCAGAAACGUUUGAUAAUGUUCGCAUCCCUCCAUUAGUCAUAACUAUAGCUCAGUUUGUUUCAGUUAGAAUAUUGAAUUUGACUUUAGCUGUUGUUACCCAUUCUUUAGUCCUACAUUCUACUCUAACAGAAGUUAGUACAGAUGCUUCAGUUGUUCAUAGUACUAGAUGUCUUCUUGUUUCCCUUAAUUUGGCUUCAUCGACAGCGAGGCUACUUAGUGUUUCUGGUCGUGUUCAUGUUUCAGCUGCUUCUGUUAGUAUUGAAGCUUCUUUAGUAGCAUCAACACCUCUCACUGUACAGAAUGUCUCAGUGUCUUUCAAAAAUAUGAAAACUGUGAUAGAUGAUGAUUUUUUUCCAAAUAUGGAAAGGAAGCAAAAGAAAGAUGUAGAAAAUAAGGCUGACAAAGAAGAGAAAACUGAUUUCAAACAAUUGAUUAAUACUUCAGCUCCUAUUCUACCAAAAGAAUUAUCGAUUAGUUUUGAUAAUUGCAUCAUUACUGAUGCCACUGAUAGAGAUAAGACAACUUUACAGAAAUUACUUAUUAAUACAAGGUUUAGACCCUCCAUUAGAAAAUAUUGUGGUUUGUAUGGUAGUUUUGGAAUAAACUUUAUUUUUGAAGGAUUGGACAUGAGAUCUGCGACUGAUACACAAUUAGUUUUAAAACUUAUGGAAUUUAGUGCAAAUUUAGGUGAAAAAGGAUUAAUAAUUAAAACUGUUGUUCGAGAAUUCACCACUUUGUAUGAUCAUGAUAAAAUGAAUUGGCUAUCUGAGUUCCUUCCUCAAACUGAUGAUAAGGAAAAAAUCGUUGAGGAAAAAAAAGAUUGGUGGCCUGAUAUUGACAUUGAUGCCAAAUUUGAGUUUUGGAAUGUUUCAACUGCUUUGCGUAUGCCCAACCUUUCUCCUGCAGUGGUCGGCUUUUCUCAUCUCAAAUUCGCUUAUGACUCAACAUUAAAUGGACAAACAGCUUCAGGCGAAAUUUGGGAGCUACUUUCCGAAAGUAUUUGGUGUCAGUUAGCGAAGUUUGGUGGUCCAGGUAACUUGCGAAAAGAACACACUUGGGGUACUGCUCUCGCAGCUGGACUGGUAUUGGUCAAAGGAGGCAACUCCCGAUCAUCUGCUCUCUUGGACACGGUUAGGCUAGAGUGGUCGCCACCCUUCGCUGACAUUCUGUCACCUCUUGUCAGUAUGCUUGUUUCAAGACUGAUAAAACCGAAAAAAACGAAGCAAUCUGUAAAACAAAAGAACUUAAAUAUUUCCUUGGCAAACACUAAUCUAUUUUUUAUUGCAAAUAAAAAAGUUUGUUUGAUGUUGCGGGUUGAUUCUGCUGGAAUCGAAAGUUCAUUACCCACUAAGAUGAGCUUGGAAGCAGAAGGAAUGAAGUUGUCAUCCAUAUCUCCUACAACUUCUACCUUUCUAUGCGUCAAAUCUUCAGAUAUUAAGAAUUGUAGUGGAAGCAUUGAACUUCUCAGAGGAGAUUGGAAUAAAUCUCAAAAUAUCCUACACUUGAAGAUUUCGAGGCAAAUUCAACUACAGUGGAAUCCUAAUCUUCACCUAAAAUUUAUGGAAAUGUUUUUACAUUUAACGGAUUUUUACAAAGGAGUUCAAAAUAAAGAUCAUCAUUCUUUAUCCAAGCAAGAUGUCAGUAAUAAACAAUUAAGUAUGGAUAUAGUUAUUACAGGAACUGUAAGAUUAGUGUUAAAGCUUUCUAAACAUCACUAUUUUACAUUAACUACAGAUGAUUUCAUUUAUAAUAGGUCUGGUAUUGAUUGCUCUUGGUCAACUUCACAACUGAAAAUGGCUGUAGAUAGUGCUGAUAUAUUUACAGUUGAAGCAUUAGGAUUCGCGAUUGUGCAUGAAAACAGUCGCUGUAAGGAUAUUGUAAAACUCAUCAAGACAGAGAGAUGCAACAAUGAAGAAUUCGUUUUGCCCUGGAACAGAACAUGGCAUAUUAAAAUGAGGAGUAUAAAGGCGAUAUUUCCUUAUGAGCAUAAUUUUUCUUCUGCCUUUCAAGAUGACUUCAUUACUGUUUUUAAAUGGUUGAAAAGAUUGCACAAAAAGUCUCCAGUGCAAUAUCAAAAACUGCCCCUACCUCCUGACCUUCUAAUCAAGAUAGAAGACUUUUUGUUUGAAAUGAGUGAUGAUCCAUUUGAAGUGCGGCUUAGAGAUAACUAUGAGUUACUUGAAGAUGAAUAUAAUGAGAGUUUGAAGAGAGAGAAAAUGCUGGAUGAGAAGAUCAAUGAAAUGAUGAAGACUGAUGUUAUGCUUCCUGCAGGAAAAGUUGAGGAGCUCUACAAUACCUUGUCAAUUCUUAGCACUCGGAUUUAUAUUAAACGUUCCAAACUAAUGAAAGAACAAGGGACACGAACAAGAUUGUUUGCCUGGCUUGUUUCCGAUUUACAACUGUUGGCUUUAACUGAUCCUACGAUCCAUGGUCCUGAAAAUGUUGUUGACAACAUGACUCAGAUAGACCCCGAAUCUCCCUGGCCUGCUGAAGGACUUGAAUUCAGCACACUUUGGUGCCGGGCUGUGGUUAUAAAUUGCAAAGAACUCAAGUUUCAGCUAAGAGAUUUUCCUCAGCCAUGGCUUGACCUUAGGGAGCUCCAGAUGUGGGGGAAGGUUGUAGGUGCUGAACAGAUACCUACAAGGAGAGCAAAGCGUAUUGUGAAACUGGAACUUGGAGAAGGAUGGAAUAGCGUAGAGAUUGAAAGAAGUAUGACUUCUUUAAAACUGUACCAUGAUCUCAACUGUGAGAUAGAACAUUUUAGUUAUGCUUUUGGACCCUGUUGGGAGCCAGUUAUUGCACAAUGCAAUCUUAGCUUUGAAAAGAUAAUGCGUGGCUCACUUGACCCUAGUCCACCACUUCCUCUUUGGGAUAAAUUGCGAUUACUUUUGCAUGGCCGAAUCACUCUUGUUAUUAGACAGCUAACAGUAUUGCUUCAUGCCUCUCUAGAUCCUUAUAAUAAGACGGAAGAAAUGGAAAUAACUUGGUCAUCUGUUGCUAUUGAUUGGACAAAUGCAAAAGUUGUGUUCAAGGGAAAUCUUGACAUUUAUGUCAGAACGGCUUCAAAGUAUGAUGAUUGUCGACUUCUACACCUUCCGAAUCUGAGACUGAGUGUUAAAUUAGGAUGGGCUUGCAUUGGUGAUCCAAAUGACCAUCACUCUGUCAUGCCCUGUGCUCCGGACAAGCUGCCUGAUUAUUCCAGCAAUCAGGAACAUGAUUCCUUCAGGGCAUUCCGUUCUCAAAACCUUAAUAUUCGUUUAGCUUUGGAAACUAAACCUGUUGCUUCAAGUGUUGGAAAUGAUUUUAAUUGUCCUGUGGCACUGUUAUAUGGCAGCACUUUGAGGUGGUUUGAAAAUCUCAAAUUGAUUCUAUCUGGUGUUACACGCCCUACUAGAAGAGGGUCUGUUUUUCAUAAUCUCCGUCCAAGAAAACUUCCACUUUCUCGUCAUUAUAAGAAAGUGCAUCUAUUAUUAUCAUUACAUACUUUUCAAGUUCAUUACUGGAUGUCUUUUUCAAUGCAAAGGGGUUUUGAACUGACUGGAGAAUCAAUAGGUUUUAGUUCAGAGCAUUUGCUUUGCUUGGUACCCAUUAAUGAUAACUUGAAACACCGCCCUCGUGCUGAAUGGAGUGUUGUCUAUAUGACUUGUGAACUACAUGCUGCUGAAAUCUGGCUCCGUUCUGCCAUUCAAGAAAAUAAAGAAUCAAAUGAGAAGUUAUCACUGAGACAGCCAGUCGAAAAGUGUUAUUUUCUUAGUGUUGGAAAAGUAUCCUAUGGUAGAGAAGGCGUAGGUUUAGUGGAUAGUAAGGUAAAUCCAACCCAUCGUCUUGUUGUAUAUGGUUUAAAAGGGGCUUGGACAACCAGUAAUAGGGAUGUGGUUGCUGCUCUUUAUGAUACUUUCAUCAAAACAAAGCAAUUAAAAAAGAAUCUUUCAACAGAAGCACUUAAAGGGUUCCGACGUGAACCUAACACUUCGCUUAAACCUCAGUCCCAUCCAACAGAGCCUAACCAAACCCCAAAUAUUUCUACAUCAAAUACCAAUAAUCUGCAGCAACAGGCAACACCCUCACCAUUAAGUAAACUUCAAUGUGGUCAUGCAGCUACAAUGCUACAACAGCUAAUCGCUGAAGCAGACACAAAAGCUGUAGUUUUCAGUGAUGAACCAACAACGGAAGCCAAUGAACAACAGCUGCAAGGUUUAGCAGCUUGCCAGCAUACGGAUGAUGUCAUUCAUAAAAACUGGUUAAUUGCAUUGGUUAAUAGCCAAGUUCUGUUAAAAGGCCCUGAAACUGAGGGCUAUGUUAUAAUAUCAGCUGCAAAGGCUGAAAUACUGCAAAGUGUCCACUGUCCAGUGUGGCGGGAUAGGCAGCUGGUUGCAAAAACUACUUGGAUUGGCUCUUUGCAAUCUAUGCAGUACUAUGCCACUGUCUCUGCUGGAAAAGCUUCCUUAGAUGAAAAUAUCAUGUGGCUAAGUGUUGAUAAUAUCAAAGAGAAGGAUGACUGUGUUAUUGCUGAAUUACCUGAUGUUCCACAACUGGUCGGUAGUGGUCAGUCUGUUGGAGGAGUGGUUAGUGAAACAGUUGGUCCGAGCAGUGCGGGCAUUGAACCACCUCUUCAGUUGCAAAGGAUUGUAUCCAGAUGUAAAUGUGAAUUUUUCUAUGUUUGUUAUGGAGAGAACAGUAUGUCACCCAGUAAUUUUGCAGUCGUACCUACUCCACCAUCCGAAGAUAAUUCAUCACUUUGGGAAAACCAAACGCAACCUGUAGAUGCCUUCACACUAAUGCAUCAUGAUCUAGAAGUUUGCACAAAUUCAUUACAGUAUGCAAUGUUGCUUGACAUUGUGAAUAACUUGCUGUUGUAUGUGGAACAGUCAAGGAGAGAGGCAUAUGAAAGGGUUCAAAGAAUGAGAUUUCAGUUGCAGCUGCAAUCAGUUGAAGAUCAGAGGAGACCCAUUCAGGAGGCUCAGACACGAGUGAGAGCGCUGUUGUCCAAGAUAAAAGGUCUCGAGAAGGAGAUGUAUAUAGUUCAAAGGGCAUUAGGCGAUGAGCCAAAUUCACUUCACCUUAUACAGCAGAUCGAAAGCUUGGAAAGGCAGGUUUUUGUCUGCAAAGAAUCAUUGACUGUCCAAAGUGAGGAGUUAAAUGCAAUGUUAUCCUGUUACAAAGAAACUCAAUUAAUGGGUCAGAAAAGUACUAACCAUGCACGGAAGGGAGAUUCUAGUGUUAGUGUUGUCCGAGCUUCUGAAAUAUGUUUCAAACAUGCCCAGUGGAGGUUGACAGAAGCUGAUGGUCAGCUUGGCAUUGCAGAUCUGGUUCUGAGUAAUUUUCUUUAUACGAAAAAUUCUAAAAGUGAUGAUUCAGUUGAACAUUUAUUAGAACUUGGUUAUGUACGAAUGACCAAUUUGCUACCAAACCAAAUUUAUAAAGAAGUUCUCCAGCCUACUGAAAUUCACAACAAUAUGCCUGUAGACAGAAAGAGAGCACUGCGAGUGUUUUGUCGGGAAAAGGCUCCUGUUGGAGGAAUAUCUGUGAAAGAACAUUUUGAAAUUAAUUUGGUUCCUUUGACUAUAGGUUUGACAAAGAAGUUUUUUAAUAAGAUGCUCAAGUUCUGUUUCCCUGAAAGAGAUACAGAAGAAGGAGAGCCAGAUGACAAUAGUAGUGUGGAAGGUGGAAAGAAGGGAAAGAUUCACCACAAGGGGAAAGAAGCAAGCUUUUAUGUUCCUAUUGAAAGAAAAGAUGAUGUUGAAAAAAUGAAAGAACGGGCAGAAAAGAACAAGUUAUUUAUAUAUAUUAAAAUUCCUGAGGUACCAGUAAAAGUUAGCUAUAAAGGAAAUAAAGAAAAAAACAUUGAAGACAUUAGGGACUUCAGUCUUGUUAUUCCAACGCUUGAGUAUCAUAAUGUUACUUGGACCUGGUUGGAUCUGUUACUUGCCAUGAAAAGUGAUUCCAGGAGAGUCAUUUUAUCUCAGGCGAUUAAACAAAAGCUUCAGAUUAACAAAUUCAGAACAGGUUCUGAUGAAGGACCAUCUCCUCAAGAAGAGGACAAAGCAAGGAUGCUGUUUGGUAAUCGCCAUAUGCCUGGAGAAAAUAAGAGCCUGAAGCGAGGAAUAUUCAAGUUUCAGAAGUAGAUAAUGUUAUGCUUGUAUAUUUAGUGUAAAUAGUAGUUAUAAAGUGUAUAAAUUAUAUAGAUUUACAAUCACAUUUAUCCACUGAUUAUAGAUAUAAAAAUUAUUUGUUUAAAAAAAAUUACUUAAUUUUCGGCUUACAACAUAUUGCACAUUUAGCAUGAAAGAGGCUCCUCAGAAAUUUUUAUGUUAAGACUCAUACUAGAUCAAAUCAAUAUACAUAAUAGCUGAUCUACUAACAACAUGCACUAGAAGAAAUAACCUGGAGACUCCCUUUAGAACUUUAGUUAUGUCUAUUGUUCCUUUAAAAAAAAAAAAAAAAAAAAAAAAAUGUAUUUUGGAGUUAUAAACCUUUCAUUCUGGAUGUGCAAAAUGCGUAAAUAAAGUGUAUUUUAUGUAUCUGCAUAUUUAUGAUUCUUUAUGUUCUUACAUCUUUAUAUUUCAUUAAUGUAAGAAUCACUCGAUUGUUAGAAUUUUAUAUAGUUGUACAUAAUUAAAUAAGCCUUAUUUUAUGAUCAUGAUAAUUUUCUCCCAUGUGAUUGUUAAUUUGUAAAUAUGUAUAAUAAGCCAAAAAGAUCGCACAUUACUUUGUUUAUUUAUGAAACAAUACUUUUGUUAUACAUAAUGUUUCCUAUUUUGUUUAACAUGUAAAAAUAUUACAUUGAAUAAAUACAUAUUUAAAUGCUGAGCUUAAUAAACAUUCCAGGUUUCCGUUACUUUGUGUCCUUUAAAUUUCUUUCUCGUUCUUACUCCUGUGACCAAUGUAUUACUUUCAGGGAAUGCAGUUUGACCAUUGAACAUUGUGUCCUCAUCUAAAAAUAAGUAGUAUUGCAUUAUGUUUAAAUAACUUCCUUCACAAGUCAAUAACUGUCAAUACUUACCGGGUAAAAACCGCACAGGUUCAUACUGAAUCUGGAGGUUUGGUGGCAAGUCAAUCUUUUUCAUUUUUUCAAGAGGUAGUGUGGUGUCAACAGGUGUCUGGUAAAACUCCAGCAGAUCAUCUAAACACAAAUUUAAUAGAAAUCUUGAGAAAUAAAUUAAGUAUUUUAUGCAAAUAAUUAUAGAUAUAUAUUUGUGGUACCAUAAGUCCUAAUCAUGUGCAAUAUAGAAUUAGGAAUUCCAUGUUUAAAUUCAUCAGAACAUGCAACCAACAGACUGUAUCUUAAAGAAGGAUUUAGGAUAGGUUCAUUCUUAUCAGCUUGUCUGCCCAGUACAUUUCUAAAAAUAUCUUCUAAGCGAUUCCUUAAGUCUGCUGGAGGCUGAUAACUUUUGUGACACCUCAAGAAUCUAAUGUUUAAUCAUAAUUGUUAGUUGAUAAGGAAACAUUCAAAUAUAAAUAAAAUAACUUUAAUAUAACCUACCCUUUACAUGCUAAAGAUUCUUCUGUAGAUUGUAAUGUGCGACAGGCAGGUACUUCAACCUUUUUAAGCUUUUGUUUUAUCCUUUUGGCAUAAUUUCGAAAAGGUAUC
Molecule: messenger RNA, 8571 nt
Organism: Nezara viridula (southern green stink bug)
Lineage: Eukaryota; Metazoa; Arthropoda; Insecta; Hemiptera; Pentatomidae
Source: the annotation of a GenBank genome assembly